Messenger RNA from Carassius gibelio (silver crucian carp), 6958 nucleotides. It is a transcript of the gene arhgap44a, whose product is annotated as Rho GTPase activating protein 44a. The transcript is spliced from 22 exons. Gene Ontology annotation, cellular component: leading edge membrane; postsynaptic density; intracellular anatomical structure. Bases 271 to 3213 code for a protein of 980 amino acids. Gene Ontology annotation, biological process: negative regulation of Rac protein signal transduction; neurotransmitter receptor transport, endosome to postsynaptic membrane; regulation of dendritic spine morphogenesis. Lineage: Eukaryota; Metazoa; Chordata; Actinopteri; Cypriniformes; Cyprinidae. The record is from RefSeq and is a predicted model, not a curated record. Gene Ontology annotation, molecular function: GTPase activator activity; protein binding.
UCGCUUCGUUCCGCUGCUGUCACUUUGCCGAUGUGAGAAUCGCCCAGCAGCAUCUCAGCCGAGCAGCAGCGCAAAAAUGCACUGAAAUACGCAUCUUAGGACAUUUCCACCCUCUUUCGGUUUGCCAUGAGGGCGUGUGAUAGGAAUAACAGGGAUGUUCGCACCGGAUUACGUCCCUUUAUUUUGAGAAAAAUGCGGAUUGUUUUGCGCUCGAGGUGUUAACGCAGGAAAAAUAUAUAUAUAUAUAUAUACAUAUAUAUAUAUACAAAAAUGAAGAAGCAGUUCAAUCGGAUGCGACAGCUCGCCAACCAGACUGUUGGCAGGGCAGAAAAAACCGAGGUACUGAGUGAUGACCUGCUGCAGGUGGAGAAGCGUUUAGACCUGGUAAAGCAGGUCUCCCAUAGCACACAUAAGAAGCUGAACGCCUGUCUGCAGGGUCAACAAGGCACUGAUUUGGAAAAGAAAUCCGUCAAAUCUCCCUCUAAAAAGUUGCCCCUGACGAUACUUGCUCAGUGUAUGGUGGAGGGAGCGGCUGUGUUAGGAGAAGAAUCUCUUCUUGGCAAGAUGCUGAAUCUCUGUGGUGAGACCGAGGAGAAAUUGGCCCAAGAGCUCCUCAUGUUUGAGAUUCAGAUUGAAAGAGAUGUUGUGGACCCUCUGUAUUUGCUGGCUGAGGUGGAAAUUCCCAACAUUCAGAAACAGCGAAAACAUUUAGCCAAACUGGUCCUGGACAUGGAUUCUGCCAGGACACGGUGGCAACAGUCCUCCAAAUCUUCAGGUCAUCCUAGCAAUGUGCAGCAGGGCGGAGCCAAGUCUGACUCCCUGAGAGAGGAAAUGGAGGAGACGGCCAAUCGGAUGGAGAUCUGCAGGGACCAGUUAUCAGCGGACAUGUACAACUUUAUGGCCAAAGAAAUAGACUAUGCAAACUACUUUCAUACGCUCAUAGAGGUUCAGGCUGAGUAUCACAGGAAGUCUUUGGAGAUUCUGCAGAGUGUGCUGCCACAGAUCAAAGCCCACCAGGAGGCAUGGAUAGAGAAACCAUCGUAUGGAAAGGCCUUAGAGGAGCAUCUAGCCAUCAGUGGCAGGGAGAUUGCGUUUCCUAUCGAGGCGUGCGUCACCAUGCUGCUCGAAUGUGGCAUGGAGGAAGAGGGUUUAUUUCGGGUGGCUCCCUCAGCCUCCAAGCUGAAGAAACUUAAAGCAUCUCUGGACUGUGGGGUUCUGGAUGUGCAGGAGUACUCGGCCGACCCACAUGCCAUCGCAGGAGCUUUGAAGUCUUAUCUUCGUGAACUUCCCGAACCUCUAAUGACCUUUGAACUCUAUGAUGAAUGGAUUCAAGCCUCAAAUAUUCAAGAUAUGGAUAAAAGGCUCCAAGCCCUUUUGUGUACAUGUGAGAAACUACCAGCAGACAAUCUGAACAACUUCAGAUAUUUAAUCAAGUUCUUAGCCAAACUCACAGAGCAUCAAGAUGCUAAUAAAAUGACGCCAGGUAAUAUUGCAAUAGUUCUUGGACCCAACCUGCUGUGGACACAUUCAGAAGGGAACAUGACGGAAAUGAUGACCACCAUGUCCCUGCAAAUCGUUGGCAUCGUUGAGCCGAUCAUCCAGCAUGCUGACUGGUUCUUCCCUGGAGAGAUAGAGUUCAACCUGACAGGUAGCUUCGGCAGCCCAGUCCAUACCAACCACAACUCCAACUACAGCUCCAUGCCCUCGCCCGAUAUGGACCAAUCAGAUCGCAAGCAGCAGCAUGACCAGAGCCGACGCCCACUCAGUGUUGCUACUGACAACAUGAUGUUGGAAUUCUACAAGAAGGAUGGCAGCAUUAGGAAAAUUCAAAGUGUGGGUGUCAGAGUGAUGGACACGUCGUGGGUGAAGGGCAAAAGUUCCUCUACAUUGACCCGCAAAGCCUCGUCCACGCCUCCACAAGCGCCCGGCUCUCCUGCAGACACCCUGAUCACUGAGCAGCCCGGUGAGCUGGCCACAUCUCCAAUCCCCACACCCCCUCCUGGAGAUAGGGGCAGCUCAGACGACGUGUCGCCCAUUCGGCCGGAUUCCUCACAUGUCUAUUCGUCCCACGUGGAGGAGCGGCCACCCCCUCCGUACCCUUCCUCGUCCUCAUCUUCCCACCCCGGUUCUCACCACUUCUACCCUAAGCCCCCUCCCUGCGCUCGGCCCGUCGCCCCUGGUCCCGAGUCCCAGCCUCCCGGCUCCCCACCUCCGCCCCUGCGCUGGGCCGGCUUCGGCCUUUCCCAGCCCCAGCCACCCCCCUCCUCUUCUUCCUCUUCCUCCUCCUCCUCACUCGAUAUCAACUCCAACCCCAAGCCUAGCUGCCUGCACUUUCCCAAACACGGGCCCCUGUGUGACGCGCCGCAUGCCGCUUCAACUGACGCCAGUGCUUCACCCCUCUAUAUUAAAACCCCUCUCGUACUGACCCGCCAUGACAUGUCCCUCGGAAACCCCCCUAGCCUCCCCUCCACCGCACCCCCGCCGUGGGCUGCCUGUCCAUGUGCCCGUGAGAGAGGACCCCCCAGGCUGACUAGCACUCUGAAGAGCAAGGACCUCUCUCCUGUGAUUGGCCACAAGUCUGCGCAGGCAUCAGGAGCAACAGUGCCCCCUGUCAGUGGUCAGCAGAGCAACAGCCAGUCUCCCCAUUCUGCAGAGCACAGCCCCCACACCUUACGCAAAGCCUCUAAGAAACUGGCCCCUGUACCACCCAAGGUUCCCUACGGCCAGUCGGGGGGGAUAUCAGACCAAUCCACAGGUCAGCCGUCUCCGGUUAGCCUGUCCCCCACUCCCCCAAGUACCCCCUCCCCAUACAGUUUGGGCUGUCCCCCAGGACACGCGCCCACCUCUUCCCCUGGCCAGACCCCAUUAGGGGGACCCCAUACGUUGUCCUCGCCGCCGUCUCUGACUGGUACGCUCACAAAGUCACGACCCACCCCAAAGCCCAGGCAGAGACCCAGUCUACCCCCUCCCCAGCCACCCACUGUCCCCCCUACGGCCCCCCAGCCCCUGGAGCAGGGUCUACUUGACGGAUUGUCCCCCGGGGAGAGCAUGUCCACAGCAGAUUUCUUCAGUUUGGAAAUUCCCUCCAUCAACGUCAAUCUGGACAGCCUGUUGGACGAAUUCAGGGUCCCACGUCGGAGCUCCCUUGCUGCGGUCAGCUCUCCGGAGGGCGAGUCCUUGUCCGAGGAGGAGGGCCAAAGCACCACGCUAUGACCCCUGAGCCCACCCAGCAGCAUGCCAGCUUCACAUAGAACCCAUUUACUCCUGCUGAGGCCCAACUGGAAACCCCACCUUGACCAAACCCAGAGUCUCGGAUACUACAUGAGAGACUCGUAUAAGAUAAGACGGCAACCACACAACAGGUGCCACUAAAAAAUAAAUAAAUCAAUUAUAUUUCGUUCAAAUUGGCACCGGAGGAAUCUGGAGUUUUGUGUUACAAUGCCCGAACGAUUUUGUCGGUUUUGUUUUCUUGUCAUGUUGUUGGAUUUGUUUGAUUGGGAUGUUUUUAUUUCUGCCUUAUCAGAGCUGCAAUUACAAUACAGUGCACAUAGGGGAGCAGUCUGCUCACUCUAAAGGAACCUCAUACUCUUUGUCUCGCUUGAGGCUUCAAACUGAGAUGCACCCUCAUGGUCUGAGAGUAGGAGAGUCUUUGUUUGUUACAGGGUCCAUGCCAUGCUUUUUAUAGAUGACUUGGUGGCAUAUAGCAUGUUUGAGUCUAAUUUUGCAAUGCUGAGGUCUCACAAUGCUUUCUUUCUUUCUAAUGCAGAACAUGAAACCAAGGCAGGAAAUCCCGGGUUCCCACAAUAUCAGGGUAUUUUAAUAGCGACAUGGAUUUUUUUUUACUCUAAAAAGAUGCAUUUCCUAUAGUCUGUAAUUUAUUUUAUUUUAUGAAGUAUUUCUUCUAUGUGAGAAUUAUCCUGGAAUACCGUUAAUGGAAAUGCAUUGGUCAGAAGGUGUGGGAACCCUGGAAAUCUCAAAUCCGCACCCUCUACCUGCAAAACAGAAACGUUGCUUGUGCUAAAAACAGGUCACGGCAUCCACUACUGAGAUCAACCACUGGUUGCCCUGCUUUGCAUUUUCUGUUGUCCUUGCACACUCAUAUGCCCUCCAAAGUGCUUCGAAUGCAGUGCCACACUAUCCCUUCUGUAUAUACCAGUACUGUAUAUAAAGAUGUGUAGAUAAGUGUCAACGAGAGGAGAAAUGUAAAAGCAAAUAUGAAUUAUAUAUUCAUAAAUGUGACAUGCCAUAUUUAUCUUGUAUAGAAAUAAUGUUCUAAGUAUUAUUUUGUCCCUGAACACUUUUUGUCAGGUUCACAUAGCAAGUGAGUUUUUUGCACUUUUGUAAGCCAGGAACUAGAUGUAGAAAUAUGAAUGCAGACGUGGCAGAAGUUUAGGUAGAGUUAUUCCCAAGAGAGAUUUUAUCCCUAAACCGACCUCAUCGAUAACAGCCUUAAUCAACAGCAUAAAUCAAAAACCGACACAAACCACUUAUUAUUAUUUGAAAAUAGAUGAAGUUGUCGACAGAUUACACUAAUUGUAUAACAUCAGUUCAGUCUUAGUAUUGUAUAGAAACUGGUAGGUUAUAAAUGAAAAUACAACGGCCCCAAAAAGUUGCGAUGUGUGGAAUCUGCAAAAUAAUGACAACCAACUAACCAGAUGUUUCUUUCAAUUACUUUUAGUCAACUGCUGUCGCAAUGAUUUUUAGUGCAUGUAUGAGGUUUUUUCCUCACUGAUGUCAUUCAUCACAUGAACGAUAGACAUGAUGUGUCCACAUACUUUUUAGGGGCCACUGUAUAGCAUUUAUCACUGAAAAUCAAUGGAAAAAUAUAGAUUUUAUAACUUGGCAGGGAUCCUUUCGAAAUGUCGUCUCAAAGAUGUCAGGCCCUAAAGAUCAUUCAAAGUCUCAUUGCUUUAACCCCAGACACAUUAUCUGAUGCCUCACUGGGAUUGCACAUUUGUUGCAUUGGUAUACAACACUACGAGAUUAAAUGGAUGCUGCAGUUUCUCUUGUCUGAACUGAGCGCAGGACUUCAUUAAGGUCAAAUAAACAUUAGCUCACUUCUGUCCCGUCGAAGGAAUGGGCACAACGAAACGCCUCUGUUCUCAUGUGAAGGACUCUACUUCCAACAGUGGAUAGCCAUGGCUUGUUUUUUAGUGUACGUCAGGGACAAAAGGACUUUUUUGCUGAAAUCUGUGAUAUGCCUCGGUGUGUGUUCUUGAUGAAAUAUAGUCUAAUGAUUACUGGUGACUGAGUUAUAGUUGUAGUGAUAACACAAUGACAAUUGCAAGUGCCCUCACAUUCAGUAUUUAGAACCUGAAGCUAACGGCGAGUUUCGUGCAUACAUGAGGUUCUGUCUGUGCCGUUUCCCGCGGUGUUCUGUGAGGAGGCAGUUGAGUCUGUUGUGCUGACUGAAUGUGAUUUCGCCUUUACUUCGAAGUGCCCUACUAGAGUAAAGGCCUCGAUACCUUAUAGCAGCUGCAAUAGACGCAUGGUUUAUUUUCUUUAUAAGCGUGACACUUUUGCUCAUCUCUCUCUCUGUUAGCACUUACAAUGAAUGCUUAUGUUAUUGUUAAUGAAGACAUGGGAGGGCUUUAUACAGUAUGUACAUGCAUUCUCAUUCUCAUCUGUUAUCACACACUUUUCUAAGGUGAAAAGCCACAGGUAUUUGUUAUCUUAAUGUGAUUUGUAAAUUGAGGUUAUCAGAAUCAUGUCAUUAUUUACAGGUGACUGUGUUUAGCAUUUAUAUCAAGUAAUUGAAAUGUUCAGGACAUUAUUCAAAACCAAAUGGAUGCACCUGGAUUAAAACCUGAUGAAUUGUGCAUACGUCAUUUUAACUGAUGAUUUGACCCACGAAGAAUCUGCUCAGGUCAUGCGUCACCCCAAAAUCAGAAGAAACAAUUAAUAAAUUAUACUUUAAUUACAGAUCAAGAAACUUGCAUUGUUUUAAAUUAUUAAAUCAAACGAUUUUCAUGAUGAUUAAGCACAAUAUCAUUCCCAAAUGUCAUUAAUACAAUAUUGCAUACAUUUUUAAUGUAAUGCCAAAAUGCCACAAAUAAAUAAAUCUGGAUAGUCAUACAUUUCUUUUUUUCGAUUUUGGAGUGAAAUGCCCCGACUUGAAUCUGUUGUUGUAAGGCUUUUCACUGCAUUUUAUGUACUGAUUGUGGAAAAUCAGUACAGAAUUGAAAUGGGAAUUGUGUUAAAUUAUUAUUGAACACUAUGUAAGCAUUAUCAUACAAAAUUCAAACUGUAUGUCAAGCCAACAUGUAAAGGGUAGAAAUCUGCAAAGAUAUCUGCGGGCACAGAAUACUAAUGGGUCAAAUAGAUAUUAUUUCAAAUUUCAUCUUAUUAAUUACUUCAAUCAAGCAAAUCAUAUAGUACAAAUUGCCUUUUGCAAAAAAAAAGUCAUCUAAUGCACCUAUUACAAAGAUAUAAUUUGCACCGAAUCCGAUACAUUUAUUUCUGAAUUGACUUUAUAUUUUCAACAUGAAAUGAUAUGCUCAAAAAGAACUAGUGAUACAAAGAAGCCACAAAUCUGUUUUUAAACAGUUUAAACAGGAGGAUUUCUCAUCUUUUUCUCAAUACACUUUUAUUCAUUUAGGUCUCCCUGUUUACAUCAUCCUGUGAAAGCCAGCAAGUUGGAGUGACAGAGCAUGCAUUUAAUUAUUUAUUCCCUUUAGAUAAUCACAUGUGUGUUCAUUAAAACAUUACCAGAUAAGGGAGUCAGCUAUGAACCAGGGAUGUGUGAAAACAGAGGUGACAAGUUGAUCAGUGCACAUUGUCCAAUGAUGUACAGCCCUCUUCACCCCCGCUCACUGAACUACUGUACAGAUCUGCCUGUAAAUCACCCUCCUCAGCUUAGCAUAUGAGUCAAAGAACAGUCUGUACGGUGAAGCCUGCCGCAGUCCUUCUCAGAAUGUCAGAAAUACAUAGAUAUAUAUUAAACUCUACAUUUGUAAUA